Molecule: messenger RNA, 858 nt
Organism: Cyphomyrmex costatus
Lineage: Eukaryota; Metazoa; Arthropoda; Insecta; Hymenoptera; Formicidae
Product: matrix metalloproteinase-14-like
Exons: 1
Coding region: 1-858 (285 amino acids)
Biological process (GO): proteolysis; collagen catabolic process; extracellular matrix organization
Cellular component (GO): extracellular matrix
Molecular function (GO): zinc ion binding; metalloendopeptidase activity
Source: RefSeq, a predicted model, not a curated record
AUGUCACACCAGGAACAAAAUACGGUUGUAGUGAAAUGGAAAAAAACGCAUCUUACGUGGAACUUCCACUUGGCAGACGCAGAUACAUUGAAAACUACGGCAUACGCAUUCUCCGUAUGGGCAGCGAACACAUCUCUAACAUUCGAACGUCAAACGUUAAAUCCAGACAUUUUAAUAUCGUACCGCGAAGGAUUUCAUACAUACGUCGAUAGCAGACGCAAAGAGAUCUGUUCCGGUUUGUUCGACGGACCUGGUGGAGUGCUCGGACACGCGUUUGCACCUACGAACGAUCCCGUGCAAACCACAGAGAUACACAUAGGCGGAUCGGAACAUUGGCAUAUAUAUUUAAACGAAAAUGUACCAGACAACAAACAGCAUUUGCUUUACACGUUAACGCACGAGAUCGGACAUUCAUUGGGAUUGUCGCACAAUUCACAUAUAGAUUCCAUAAUGUUUCCUUACGCCACCAAUAAUACCAUUAAACUCAGCCUAGAGGACAAUUUAGCUGUUCAACGUCUAUACGAAAAAAAAAAUCGUAAUGUAGUGCCGAGUACACGAUCACCACCGGUAACAACUGACACAACAAAAACAACAUCAAACAAAAGAGAUCUUUGCGAUCUACCGUACGUAGACAAUGUACUGGUGUUGAAUCAUCGCAUAUUGGUUACCUAUCGAAAAACCAUGUGGAUGAUAGACGUCAACGGUAAGAGGUACAAAGGACCACUCGCGCUCAACGAUUACCUUCGUUUUCUUCCGGCGAAUGUUUCCAUAAACGCUGCGUAUCAACGACCAUCGGGAGAAAUUGUAAUAUUCGCGGAUAAUCAUUUACAUGAUAGACUAUCCCGAGUUUACGAUUGA